Messenger RNA from Pediculus humanus corporis (human body louse), 2028 nucleotides. RefSeq names its product armadillo repeat protein, putative. The coding region runs from base 1 to 2028 and encodes 675 amino acids. The record is from RefSeq and is a predicted model, not a curated record. Lineage: Eukaryota; Metazoa; Arthropoda; Insecta; Psocodea; Pediculidae. Gene Ontology annotation, molecular function: cadherin binding. The transcript has 12 exons. Gene Ontology annotation, biological process: cell-cell adhesion; cell-cell junction assembly. Gene Ontology annotation, cellular component: cytoplasm; adherens junction; plasma membrane.
AUGGCACCGACAGCAGAUGACAAACAUCAUUUAAGAUGGAGAGAUCCGAAUUUAGCCGAAGUCAUCGGAUUCCUAUCGAAUUCGAACAAUGUUAUCAAAGCGAAUGCUGCCGCCUAUUUGCAACACCUUUGCUACAUGGACGAUCCCAACAAGCAAAAAACUCGCUCUCUGGGAGGGAUACAACCUCUCGUUAAAUUAUUAUCAAUGAAAGUCCGGACGUGUGCAGAAACGCAUGCGGAGCUCUCAGAGAGAAAGAAAAAUGGGAAAAUGUGUGCAGCAUUUCAAAGUUUACUUUUACAAUCACUUGAAUAUCACGAGAAAGUUACAAAUUUAUCCUACGGACGUCAAAAUGACGAAAACAAAAGAGUCAUUAAAAACGCCGGAGGUAUCCCUGCCUUAAUUGGCCUCCUUCGUAAAACAAACGAUGCCGAAGUUAAAGAAUUGGUAACUGGCGUACUUUGGAACCUUUCUUCAUGCGAGGAUUUAAAAAGGUCGAUAAUUGAUGACGGUUUAACCGUAAUAGUUAAUCAUAUUAUAAUUCCACAUUCCGGAUGGGAUCCGACGUCUCCUGGUGACACGUGUUGGUCCACCAUGUUUCGAAACGCUUCUGGCGUUUUAAGGAACGUAAGUUCUGCUGGUGAAUAUGCCAGAAGAAAAUUAAGAGAAUGCGAAGGUUUGGUCGAUUCUCUCAUGUACGUAAUGAGAUGCGCGAUCGAAAAAUCCAACAUAGGAAACAAAAGUAUGGAAAAUUGUGUGUGCAUAUUGAGAAACUUAUCGUACAGGUGUCAAGAGGUUGAAGAUGAAAAUUACGACAAGCAACCGUUUCCGGCACAACAAGCGACAAAGCAACCUGCUCAGCAGAAAGGUGAAAAUCUUGGAUGUUUUGGAGCGAGCAAGAAAAAGAAAGAAAACAGCGUGACCGGAAGCGGUUCAGCCGGAGUGCCAGAUUCAAAGCAAGUUUCGAGAACGCAAAGGGGUAGCGAAGCCGUCAAGGGAAUGGAUCUCAUAUGGCAACCCGAGGUUGUUCAAUCGUAUUUACAAUUGCUUCAAAGUUGUUCGAAUCCAGAAACUUUGGAAGCGGCCGCAGGAGCUUUGCAAAAUUUAGCUGCGUGCUAUUGGCAACCCUCAAUCGAAAUCAGAGCUGCCGUACGGAAGGAAAAAGGUCUUCCCAUUCUCGUAGAAUUAUUACGAAUGGAAGUGGAUCGAGUGGUUUGUGCCGUGGCGACAGCACUUAGAAAUUUAGCCAUCGAUCAACGCAAUAAAGAACUAAUAGGAAAAUAUGCAAUGAGAGAUUUGGUUCAAAAGUUGCCAUCUGGAAGUCCUCAACACGAUCAAGGAACUUCCGACGACACGAUAGCAGCCGUUUUAGCAACGCUCAAUGAAGUUAUUAAGAAAAAUGCAGAAUUUUCAAGGUCUUUGCUCGAAGUCGGAGGGGUUGAAAGGUUAAUGUCAAUUACUAGGCAAAGACAAAAAUACACGGCAAGAGUCGUUAAGUUUGCAGGUCAAGUUUUAUUCACAAUGUGGCAACAUGCGGAAUUAAGGGAAGUUUAUAAGAAACACGGAUGGAAAGAAGCUGAUUUUGUUUCUAAAACAGUGGCAGCGAGGAAUGCUGGCCCUAAUUCGCCGAACAAUGUAAAUAGUACAUUAAAUAGGCCUAUGGCAAGUCAAGGCGGUACGAGAUACGAAGAUCGAACCAUGACAAGACCUCACGCCGGACCCUCAGGUUACAGAGGGGCGAGGGGGGAAGGUGACGAGCUUGCUAUGGGUGCUAUGAGCGAAGGUGAAAUCGUACCUCCAACCGGAGGAGUUAGGAUAUUUCCUCCAGGUCCCGCCACGCAUGCGAAACCUGGAGAGCCUCUGUAUGCUCAAGUAAAUCGUGAAAAGAAAAAAAAUCGUCAAUACGAGGGGGGAGGAGUUGAAGGUUUACCGGUAGGAACACCACAAUAUGAAGGCGAACACUGGCAGUACGAUGAAAGAAGGCCUGCCGGAGACGCCCGUCCACCUGCCGGAGGAGAUUCAUGGGUUUAG